Messenger RNA from Peronospora farinosa, 795 nucleotides. The record is from the annotation of a GenBank genome assembly. NCBI's taxonomy places the organism in Eukaryota, Oomycota, Peronosporomycetes, Peronosporales, Peronosporaceae.
AUGUCCCCCAUGGACGCUGCUGGCGAAGAACGGCUACGUCAGCUUCGUGCACAUAUCCAUAAGACUUUUGGACCAGAUGGACGUGGUCGUCGCGCUAAACGAACGCUGGAAAUGCCUACCGAGGCCCCCAAACCCGCCAAGACUCCGCGUACGAAGCUCCGACAGCGUAUUGAACAGGCUUCGCAGCUAAGUGCCGACCAGAUUUUCUGUCAGCAGUUUGGUAGCCGUGAGGAAUUAAUGAAGACGGAGUUUGACCUCGCACGACCAGCAGGACAUCCCGUCUCGAAGGUCUAUAGACGCUAUGCAGCCGGCGCCGCACCUUCCGCCGCAGUCUCAAGUCUGUCGAUAAAGACGGCAGGAGGACCAACCACUCAUUACUUCUCUUCGUCUUCAACUUCAACCUUUACCAGCUCGCUGCCUGCACCAUCUACUGCAAAACUGAGCCAUUUGACACGUCACUUGACACGCUCGACACGGAUCAAAUCGCCUCGUAAAGCAGCCAUCAAGCGUGGACGAGCUGGAGAGAGCAGUGCCGAGAAGACACUUGUGCUGAGAAAGCCUCGACUUGGUGGCGUAAGUGGGCAAAAACUCGACUACACAAGUACAACAGGCUCUCACUUUGGAGCACAGACAGCAGUACCUAUGUCGUUCGACGCUCGGAAGCCGCUUGUCACUAGCGGCGACGACGUGCCGAAUGUGUCAACCAGCUUCCUCUCGAGGACGUCACCAAGCAAGUUUCAAUUCCCGUCGAACGCUACGCGGCUGUUCUCCCAGCGUCACGCACCAUUGCGGUAA